This is a messenger RNA of Paramisgurnus dabryanus, 1780 nucleotides long. It is a transcript of the gene mettl14, whose product is annotated as methyltransferase 14, N6-adenosine-methyltransferase non-catalytic subunit. NCBI's taxonomy places the organism in Eukaryota, Metazoa, Chordata, Actinopteri, Cypriniformes, Cobitidae. Gene Ontology annotation, molecular function: mRNA binding. The record is from RefSeq and is a predicted model, not a curated record. Gene Ontology annotation, biological process: mRNA modification. Gene Ontology annotation, cellular component: RNA N6-methyladenosine methyltransferase complex; nucleus.
GCGGUGACGUACAAUACAUGCGACGACUCCUCAUGUUACGUUUUCGCUGAAAUUUUGCCGCACUAAUUUUGUUUUGUAAAUAAUUACAUAAGACGUAAAAUACCCGCAAAACAGUCUUGACAUGAAUAGUCGGUUGCAAGAAAUACGAGAAAGGCAGAAGCUCCGACGACAGCUUCUCGCACAACAGCUCGGGGCAGAGAGUCCAGACAGCAUUGGUGCAGUUCUCAGCAGUAAAGACGACCUGAAAGAGAUCGAAGAGACGAGAGAAACAUGCAGGUCAUCAUUUGAUACAUCAGUUCCCUCUGUAAAAAGAAAGAACGAGGGUGAGGAUCCAGAAGAGGAUGUGGAGCAAAAGGAGCAGAAGGAAGUUGUUGAGCCUCAGCAGCAGGAAGAGAGCGGGCCGUAUGAAGAGGUGUACAAAGACUCAAGCACAUUCCUAAAGGGGACACAGAGUCUAAAUCCUCACAAUGACUACUGCCAGCACUUCGUAGACACAGGCCAUAGACCUCAAAACUUCAUCCGAGAUGGAGGUUUGGCGGACAGGUUUGAAGAGUACCCCAAACAAAGAGAGCUAAUCCGGCUAAAAGAUGAGCUCAUUGCUGCCACCAACACCCCACCCAUGUAUCUGCAGGCAGAUAUGGACACGUUUGAUCUGAGAGAUCUGGGGUGUAAGUUUGAUGUGAUUCUGAUAGAGCCCCCAUUAGAGGAAUAUUACAGAGAGUCAGGCAUCAUUGCCAACGAGCGCUUUUGGAAUUGGGAUGAUAUCAUGAAGCUGGAUAUAGAAGAAAUAUCAGCUAUUCGCUCUUUUGUCUUCCUUUGGUGUGGAUCAGGAGAAGGCCUUGAUCUCGGUCGAAUGUGUCUCAGGAAGUGGGGUUUUAGGCGAUGUGAGGACAUUUGUUGGAUCAAGACUAACAAAAACAACCCUGGCAAGACCAAAACGCUGGACCCUAAAGCUGUGUUCCAGAGGACCAAGGAGCACUGUCUGAUGGGCAUCAAAGGAACAGUUAGACGGAGCACAGAUGGCGACUUUAUUCAUGCUAAUGUGGAUAUAGACUUGAUCAUUACAGAAGAGCCAGAGAUGGGAAAUAUUGAGAAGCCAGUGGAGAUUUUUCACAUCAUUGAACAUUUCUGCCUCGGCCGUCGACGCCUGCACCUGUUCGGCAGAGACAGCACCAUCAGACCAGGUUGGCUGACUGUGGGUCCCACGCUGACCAAUAGCAACUUUAAUGCAGAAGCGUACUCUGGCCACUUUGGUGAGCCCAACUCUUAUUUGUCUGGUUGUACUGAGGAAAUUGAGAGACUCCGCCCCAAAUCCCCACCUCCUAAAUCCAUGUCAGAAAGGGGUGGGGGGGCACAGCGAGGAGGAAGAGGCGGUCCAUCUGCUGGAAGAGGAGAUCGUGGUCGAGAGAGAAACAGGCCAAACUUCCGCGGAGAUCGAGGUGGAUUCAGAGGCCGGGGUGGUCCACAUCGUGGAUUUAAUCCACGAUAAUGUACAGCAUGCCUUUUUCAUGUGACUGAAAGCAGAAUUGUGAUUUGAUUUGUGAUAUUUUUGUAUCUGAAACGUGAAAUAAGUUUCCGUAGGAUUUAUAUUGUUUAAUUAGUGUAUCAUUUGUAGGAAUACAUUUUAAUGAAUGUUAAAUUACAUAAUAGCAGAGCUAAGUAAUAGCUCAUCUGGGAUGACAAACUCACAGAUGCAUUACAACGUUUUAACCUUAUGACUCAUUAAACCUACGUUUUAUAAUGAAAAAAAAAUUAAAGCAUUGUUUUGAAUUUUUUAUGA